Messenger RNA from Jatropha curcas, 2379 nucleotides. NCBI's taxonomy places the organism in Eukaryota, Viridiplantae, Streptophyta, Magnoliopsida, Malpighiales, Euphorbiaceae. The record is from RefSeq and is a predicted model, not a curated record.
UUGCCCCUAGAAUUUUUAAAACAAUCUGCUCACCCUAUUCGGCAGAGGAGGAAAAGCAAAGCCGCUCCAAAAUGACUGAUUGAGGGCGCGCCAUUUUUAUGUUUGUUCUUGAGGGUGUGAAUGGUGCGGAAAAUGGAAUGGGCAGGAAAAGAAAAGCACAUGGGAGGGAUUCCCAGGAAGAUGGCAUUCAUGGCAGUAGGGGCAUUUGCUAAGGCAGUUGCCAAUCUUCUCAACACAACUUGUGUUCACAAUGCGGAUACGCUUGUUCGUCUUGUCCGAUCUCGACCCCCUGGGGUACCCCUCAUCACUGUUAGCAAUCACAUGUCCACGUUGGAUGAUCCAGUCAUGUGGGGUUUCGCUGGUUUUCCAACCUUCGAUUCAAAUUUAGCUCGAUGGGUUCUGGCCGCCGAAGACAUUUGUUUCAAAAAUCCGCUGCUGUCUUAUUUUUUCCGGCUUGGUAAAUGUAUACCGAUUACUAGGGGUGCUGGAAUUUAUCAAGACCCCAUGAAUGAAGCUCUUGAACACUUGAGCAAUGGCGCAUGGAAAAGCUCAAAAGGGUUCAAAUUUGGGGAAUUAGGAGGAAAAGUUUCGCAGGAUGAUGCUCCGAUAAGACGAUUAAAAUGGGGAACUGCUAGUCUCAUUGUUCGUGCCCCUAUAACUCCAAUAGUUUUGCCCAUUAUUCAUCAUGGUUUUGAGGAGGUGAUGCCUGAGAAUUAUUGGUUGGGAAGAAGGCCUCUUUUUCCAUUAUGUAACAAGAGAAUUAACAUAGUUGUUGGUGAGCCAAUAAAAUUUGACCUUCCUAAAAUGAGGCAAAUGGCAAUUUCUAUGUCUCGUGAUUCACCUAUUCGUACAAAAGGAUGGCCCUACAUUUCCCAGUAUGGAUUGGACGAAGCAGCACAGAGGUGUCUCUACAUGGCUAUUUCUGACCAAAUUCAGCUAGUUAUGGAAAGAUUAAGAUGUUUGGGGAAACGUUCUGUGAAGUAAAGGAUACAAUGCAUGCAUCUUGAGACUUGGAGAAUUUGGCUUGCGCUGUCCUAUCACGCAUGUGCAGCAGCGGAAAAUAAAUGUUGGGCAAUUUAAAUAACUUUCAACAUGGAUAGAUAUUUUUUUCCUGAUGUUGAAGAGGUUUGGUUGGUUGUGAGGUUUUAUUCUCCUAUUGAUAUUUGAUUUAUUCAGAUAAACCUCUUUUACUGAACAAAUCUUGAAGAGACUGAGUUGAUUAAUUUGCACCAAAAUAUUUAAUCAGCAGGAGAACUAGAUUUGGUAAUAUUGCAUGAGAACUGGAUUUGGUAAUUUCAGUGGCACUUGCCUUCUCAUUAGGAAUAUGAAAAUUAUCUUUUUAAUGCAUGAGCGCUCAAGUACUGUCCACUGAAGCUAAGUUUCAGGUAUUUAUUCAUAUUCCCAUUCUAUUUUUUUUUUUGGCUCAAUCCUCCUUGUUAUAGGUUAGUUAAAGAUAUGACCAUGGGUUGAUUACAACUGGUUCUGGUUCACUGUUCUUGUCGGUUUUCGCUGGUUUCUGGUCAGAUCCUCUCCAGUUUUGGUCUUGCCGUGAGAGCUUUAUUCUUAAAAAGAAAGGGUUUCUAAACAUUUUUCUUUUUGUAGUUUCUUCUAGGGAGAAAAUGGAAAUGGAAUUAGAAUCAUGGGGCCCAUGGUAGCCAGAACUGGCCCUUUGACUACCUCUAGUUGCUUAGGUUUAGAUCUAAGGAAUGAGUAAAAAAUAUUGUCCUGUUAGUUUCUACUAGAUAUUUUCAUGUCAGUAAUUUAGCAAGUCACCAGCCGCCAGGGAAAAGGUUUGUUUCACAAAGAAAACCACUUCUAAGUCCUUAUCAUGAUUCAGCCUGUUGUCUUGGAUCAAUACGAUUGUUUUCAUGUUAUUAGCUCCUUCAAACGAUUGUUGUGCUCUGACAUUGGUAAAACCUUAUUGCUUUCUUCAUUUUCAUGUGUUGUAUCUUGAGCAGACUUCUGUCUCACUCUUUUGAAAAUGACUGAAUAGCUUCUCUGGAAAUCAAUGAUUAGCAUUUAGAUGAUCAUGAUAUCAUAAUUGAACUGUGCCAUUUCUCUUUACAAAUAAAGGGAAAAAAAUAAUAAAAUAAAUGAAGUGCUGGAUGGCGAAGAUGAAGUAUUGCUUUAUAAUUCCUUUUUUGAUACGUUGAGUUCUUAGCUUGCAGGAAUUGAUGGCCGUCCGUGAUAGCCUCUUCUUCCUACUUCAGUCUUCCAUUGUUGACUCCCAUGUGAUUUGGAUGAGUAAUGAGGUUCUGAUUUGUACGUCCAUUAUCAUGCAAAACAUUUAGUGGCUCUGAUGUAAUUUAACUUGUGUGCUCACGAGUCAUGAGGAAUGUAAAACAUGUAGCUUUGCAAUACAAGUUGUAUUCUCUAUCU